Messenger RNA from Fukomys damarensis (Damara mole-rat), 624 nucleotides. RefSeq names its product neuromedin B (gene Nmb). The transcript has 3 exons. The record is from RefSeq and is a predicted model, not a curated record. Lineage: Eukaryota; Metazoa; Chordata; Mammalia; Rodentia; Bathyergidae. Gene Ontology annotation, molecular function: neuromedin B receptor binding; neuropeptide hormone activity. Gene Ontology annotation, cellular component: neuron projection. Bases 53 to 529 code for a protein of 158 amino acids. Gene Ontology annotation, biological process: neuropeptide signaling pathway; positive regulation of hormone secretion.
GCGAAGCAUUGCCGCGAGCCUAAGCGGGAGCCGCUGGGGCUCAGUGUACACCAUGGCCUGGCGGUUAGGGGGCACCUGGCUGCUGGGAGGCUGCCUGCUCUGGGCAUUGUUGGCCUCCAGCGUAGCCCCGCUCACCUGGGACCUUCCGGAGCCCCGCAGCCGAGCAGGCAAGAUCCGUGUGCACCCGCGAGGCAACCUCUGGGCCACCGGUCACUUCAUGGGCAAGAAGAGCCUGGAGCCCCUCAGCCCAUCCCUGUUGGGGACAACGCCCCACACCUCCCUGAGGGACCAGCAGCUGCAGCUGAGUCAUGAUCUGCUUAGGAGUCUUCUGCUGAGGAGAGCCCUGGGCAUGAGCCUCGGUAGCCCAGCACCCCACACCCAGGAGGCUCCUGGUGCACACAGCGCAGAAGAGACACCCGGAAUAGGGCGGGCUCCACUCGGCUUGGAUUACACCCAUCUCGGCAAGUGCCUGAAUGGGUCCCCAGGAGUGGCUUCAUCGAGAUGCAUAUCCCAAGCUCCAUCACUGUGAUUUCUGGCCCGGUCACAGGAAUAUCCCGAUGCAGACACAAACUAAGCUUCUGCUGUCUUUCUUGCUGCCCUGGUGAAGUUGUGAAUAAAGCCCUG